Striga hermonthica is the source of this 717-nucleotide messenger RNA. NCBI's taxonomy places the organism in Eukaryota, Viridiplantae, Streptophyta, Magnoliopsida, Lamiales, Orobanchaceae. The record is from the annotation of a GenBank genome assembly.
CCAUGACGAAGGUUCUAAAGCCCCCAACGAUGAAACCGAGGUCAGAUCCAAGAGAGACCUCGGGAGAAAAAAUUUCACACCUGAGGAUGGCGAGCUUAAGCAAAAGCUUGAGGAAAUUAAUGAAAGGCUCGGAGUGGUGUGGAAAGAAGUCAGAAAGCCGACGUCGGAUAUUUUCUCACCCAUCGAGUCUCCUUUUGUUGAUAGCAUCAUGAAAGAGGAAAUCCCCUCUAGCUUCAAGAUGCCUCAGAUGGAGAAUUAUGAUGAAACUUCGGACCCCCGGGACCACCUUGAGAAUUUCCAAGCUCUCAUGAUGCUUCAUGGGGAGACCGACGCCAUCAAAUGCCGAGCGUUCUCAGCCACGCUGAGAAAGAGUGCCAGAAUUUGGUUCUCCUCGCUGCCAGCAGCCUCUAUCUAUACUUUCAAACAAUUGGCACAAGAAUUCCUCAACCACUUUGUUAGCAGCAAACGGUACAAGAAAGCUUCGGCCCACCUUAUGGGCGUUCGUCAGAGGUCGAAUGAGACGUUGAGGGAGUUUAUCCAACAUUUCAAUGGAGAGGCACUAGAGAUUGAGGACUUGGACCAGUCUGUGGCCUUAGCCGCACUCAUGAAUGGGGUCCGAAAGUCUUCAAGGUUUGCUUUCUCUUUGGCGAAAAAGCCACCGCUAUCCCUCUCUGAUCUCUUCAGUAGGGCCGAAAAGUACAUCAACGCUGAGGAUAU